Apis florea (little honeybee) is the source of this 4904-nucleotide messenger RNA. RefSeq names its product Insulator su(Hw) mRNA adaptor (gene Isha). The record is from RefSeq and is a predicted model, not a curated record. Gene Ontology annotation, molecular function: RNA binding. Gene Ontology annotation, cellular component: nucleus. Lineage: Eukaryota; Metazoa; Arthropoda; Insecta; Hymenoptera; Apidae.
UCACCGCCCCGCGAUGUCUUUCGGGAAAUAGCGCCGCCAUCUUGAGUAGCAUGGCCCAGCUAGACAGUGCGCCCUGAGUCGAGACAUGCGAUUUAUCGCAAAAACAUUGAACGUCCCAAGAAUCACGGAUUUCUGUGAAACGUAGCAAAUAUUUGGUGCUUUGCACCUUCAUCAGAAUGGAAGCGGUUAAAGCAUUUAACGCAGAGCUUUCAGCUUUGUAUGAUGUCAAACCACCAAUUUCAAAAGCUAAAAUGAAUUCUUUAACUAGGGGUGCAAUUAAAGCAAUUAAAUUUUAUAAACAUGUUGUGCAAAGUGUUGAAAAAUUCAUUCAAAAAUGUAAACCAGAAUACAAAGUGCCUGGAUUGUAUGUUAUUGAUUCAAUUGUACGUCAGUCCAGACACCAGUUUGGAGUAGAGAAAGAUGUCUUUGCUCCACGCUUUGCUAAGAACAUGCAAACCACUUUUUUAAAUCUUUUGAAAUGUCCUCAAGAAGAUAAAAGUAAAGUAAUAAGAGUUUUAAAUCUUUGGCAAAAAAAUGCAGUUUUUCCUUCAGAGGUAAUACAACCUUUAUUUGAUCUUGCGGAUCCAAAUCAUCCAAUACAUAAGGAACAAGCAGUUAAUACUAAUGGUACAUUAAAUAUUUCUUCAACAAAUAAUGUUAGUAAUACUGGUACUUCUGUAAAAACUUCACCUUUAACUGCAAAAAAUGCAGUAAAAGACCAAAAAAUAUUUUCUUCUGCAAAACCAAUUGAUCCUGCUUGGCUUGCACAAACAAAAAUGGAAACAGCAAAUAUAGUUAAUGCUAAUAAACUUUUAGGGCAAUCAAAUUCAAAUCAAAUGGAUGCUUCUUUUCUUGAUCAAUUACAACAUUUACAACAAUUGUUAUUAAAAAAACAAGAGUCAAAUGAACAAAAAAGUUCUGUAAAAUUUGAUAAAAAACUUUUAGAUUUUGAUUAUGGUGAAGAAGAAGAUGAUGAUGUUGUUGUUGCUAAUUCGCCAACAGCAACAGCAACAUCUAAUACUGGUCAACAUAAUACAAUUUCAACUGGAAAUAGUUUAGAAAGUCUUGGACUUCUUUUAACAAAUCCAGAGGUUUUGAGACAGCUUCAAACAUUACAACAAACAAUGCAAGGAAGUACUUCUUCACAACAUGAAACAGAAGAAAAAAUGCGAAAACUUCAACAAAUGAAACAGCAAGAAGAAGAAUUUGAUAAGCAUUUAGCUCAAACUGUUCCUAAUUUACCAUUUGCGUCAGAAUGUGAAUUAAAACCUUCGGAUAUCUUGAAACCAAGUCAACAAAGUACAUAUACGACAAAUGUAAAUAGCGGCGUCAUACAAGAUAUGAGUCAACCACCUCCUGGUUAUCCACCAGCUCUACCAUAUGCCUCUCAACCUUUAUCAAAUAUUAGACAGAUAAAUCAACAAACGCAUCAAAAUCAAAAAAGUCCGCUUUUGGAUGAACGACAAGACACACAAGAUUAUUCUGGAAAUGGCGCAAGACGAGAUAGUAGCAGUGUAGAAAUUGUAAAUUGUGAAAAUACAAGAUCACAAAGUAGAUCUCCUGAUCGAUACAGACAUCAUAGUCGUUCUAGAUCACCAAGGCAUAGAGAUAGGGAUAGAGAUAGAGAUAGAGAUAGAGAUAGAGAUCGAGACAGAGAUAGAAAAUCUCGAUCAAGAAGUAGAUCUAGAAGAAGAAGAUCUAGAUCAAGAGACAGAGGUCGUGAUAGAAAACGAGAAGAUAGUCGAGAAAAAAUGACUGAAGAAGAACGAGAAAGAAGAGAAAGACGUAAACGAGGACUGCCACCAAUUGUGAGAGAUAAAUUAAGUGUUUGUAGUACUACUCUUUGGGUAGGACAUCUAUCAAAAUUGGUACAUCAAGAAGAACUUUCAGAUACGUUUGGAGAAUUUGGUGACAUUGUUAGUAUAGAUUUAAUUUCACCUAGAGGUUGCGCCUUUAUAUGCAUGAAUAGAAGACAAGAUGCAUACCGGGCUCUUACUAAGCUUAAAAAUCAUAAAAUGCAAGGAAAAGCAAUCACUUUAGCUUGGGCACCAGGAAAAGGAGUAAAAGGAAAGGAAUGGAAAGAUUAUUGGGAAGUUGAAUUGGGAGUUAGUUAUAUUCCUUGGAAUAAAUUAGUUAAUGUUACUGAUCAAGAUUUAGAACUAUUAGAAGAAGGAGGUAUGAUUGAUGAGGAUACUCUACCGCCCAAUUUAAAAGGUAAACUAAAGCAUUCCGGAACUGCAGAUGUGCUUCAACAACAGUUGCAAUUACAACAACAAGCAUUGGUUGCAGCUGCUGGAAUUCCAAAUUUAGCAGAUGGUAUGGUAAAUGUAAUGCAACCUUCAACUAGCGCUCAACAGCAACAAUCUCAACAGCAAACUCAGCAACAAGGUCAACAACAACAACAAGUAAUUGAUACAAGUCAACCUCCACCAAUUAGACCUCCUACAUCAGCUGCGCUUUUAGCACCACCAAAUACACAAUUACAGAUGAUGCCACCUGCUUUCACGAUGCCAGGAGUUCCUCGUAUGAUUGGACCAAUGGGAUUACCAAUGGCACAUAGUUUAAUGCCAAAUGUUCCCAUAGGUGUGCCACCUCCAAAUAUGCAAAGUUUAUUAGGACCACCAGGAAUGAUGCAAACUAUGUUAACGCCACCUGUAAAUUCUCCAUUUGGAGCAAGUGUUGGCGUUGGUUUACUAACUCAAAUUCCUUUACCAGCUCCAGCAGCACCUUCUGAUAAACCUAAUUCUACUGGUAUGCCACAUAAUGUUCCUCCGAUAGGAGUUCCGCCGCCAACAACGGAAACAGGAAUGCCAAAUUUACCAAUGUUACGUCAACCAUAUAGUGUAGGACCUUCUGCACCCUUACAAAUGCAACUACCUCAACAACAUUCUGCUGAUGAUAUGGAUGUAGAAAUGGAAGAUGCAAUGCCACAAAAUUCAAACGGAGCAAAAAAUAAAAAUAAUUUAACUGAACAACAACUUCCACAAAAUGAAGAACGAAUUGAAUCUGAUCAACAAGCAGAACAUCGGGAUUAUAAAGAAAGAGAAAGAGAUCGUGAAAAUAGAGAAAGAAGAGAUAGAGAGACACAUUUAUCGCACAGAGAUAGAGAAGGUAAUGAUUCUAGAAUGGAUCGUGGAAGAGACAGAGGCAGAGGAAGAGAUAGAGGACGUGAUCGCAGAAGGGAUCUUAGAGAUAGAGAUAGAGAUGAUAGAAGAGAAAGAGAAAACAGAGAAAAUCGCGAAGGAAAUCCACAAACUCAAAAUCUUCAGGAAAACGAAUCUACUACAAAAAAGGAUGGCAAACCAAGUUUAGCUGAUCGUUUGCGUCAAUUGGCUGAUGGUACACUGCCGCUUGAAGAUCGUGUUGAUCGAAUAAUUCCUCGUAAUCGUCAAGAACGAGAUAGAUCUGAUAGAAGUUUUGAUGAUUCUCGAUCAACACGUGGAGAACCUCUUUCUUCUUUGAUGGAUUUACCAAAAUUUGGUUUACCUCAAGAGAGAGGUGAUUUCCCAGCUCGACCACCAGAUUUUCGUAAUCCACAAGAUCCAAGAGAAUAUCAACAACAAAGAGAUAGACAGAAUUUCGGAAGGAGUCACAGAGGAUCACAAAUACACGAGGAAUAUAUGGAUGUUCCAAGGUUGCAAGGAGGAAUAUAUCAAGAAGAAUUUGAUAAUAGAAUACAUGGACAGCAAAGAGUAGAAGAUUUUGGAAGACUUGGACCACUUAGAGAACAAAGGGAGGAAUUCGAUAGGUCUGAAGUACGAGGAAGAAGACCACUUGAUGAUCGAGAUCGAUUUGAUUAUGAAAUCAGACGAGAUGGUUUUGAUCCGCGACUUCAAGAUAGUUUCGAUCCAAGAGGACAUCUCGACCGAGGUGAUUUUGAACCUAGGAGACGAGAAUUUUUUGGAAUCGAUCCUAUAUUUGGAAUGCCACCAAUCAUGGGACCUAGAGGUCCAAGACCUGGACAUCCUGAUGGAUUUGGACCACGUCCAACUCCCUUAGGAGUUCGCGGACCAGGUCCAUUAAUGUUCCAUCCACGAGGCUUGGGACCCCGUCCUCUUCGUCCUGGAAUGAGGCCUUUUGGACCUCGUGGACCACCGUUCGAUCCCCGAGAAUCAGAUGCCUUUUUUAGACCUCCCUUUGAUGAUAUUCGUCCCCACGUCAGACCACCUUUUGGACCUAUGGGUCCACCAUCCAUUAUUCCUCCAGAAUCUGCUGUUCCCUGGAGAAAUCAGGAACUUCCUCCUGGUUCCUGGACUUCUGAUUCAGAGAAUCACUCACAAAGAGAUAAUCUUAGAGAUAAAAAAGGUAAUAAUAAACAUUCAAGUAACAUGGAAAGAGAAAAUCGAAAUAGGGGACGAAAAUCAAGAUGGGCUAAUGUAAGUCCAUCUGGAGAAGAAGUAGAAGAAUCAAAGGAACAAGAAUCAAUAUCUACAAAUGUUGAAGAAAAAGAACCUAUAAAGGAAGAAGAAGUAGUUGUAAAAGAAGAGGAAAAAGAAGAAAUUGGAAUAAAAGAAAUUUCUAAAGAACAAAAAGAAGAAUUAAAAGAAAUGAUUGAGGCAAAUCAAGAAGGCAUUGAAAUGAAGAAGGAAGAAGAAGAGGAUCGCAGGGAUUCUUAGACCAAAGUAAAAAGCGAUUAUUCUCUUUAAAAUUUUUUCUUACUCUGUGGAGUGGUGUGAGGGAGAAUUCGCUUCAAAUUAGAUCAGAUUGAAACAGUCAAUUUUAGAAAAUGGAAUACUGAAUUUUAAAAUAAUUAUAUUCAAUCGAUGAUAAUUAUUGUUAAAAAUAAUAAUAUACCGUUUUAAUUUUAUUCUCUGUAAUAUUGAUGAAAUUAUUGCUUGUUAUUAAAGAUAGAUCUUAAGAAGUAAAUAUAACAAAGAAAUUAUAAUAAAUAAAAUUUAAAAAAA